GAAAACAUCCCUUGUAUGUUAGAAUUCCAAAAACGUUUAGAAAACAAUUUGCACAGGAUGCUGCUGCUGUCAAUUUAUUUCAUAACUGAGCUGUCAAAUGAGUGGAGUCGAGGAUGGGACACGGAACUAAUGAGCAGCUCUGCUUUUCUCCGGGAGAAAAACGUUGUUGCACAAUUUCUGUCUUGUUUACGACAGCUGUGAGCAAAAUACGGUAAUAAGCAUGUUGACAUGUCUAGUGCCUUCGUGUUGAUAUUUCAGGUUGAUCUACGCACUUAUUGGACAUAUUUUUUAAGUUUAAGUUGAUUCAACGUUUCAUUCCAAUAGUAGUAUUCGCCAUGGGGAAGCCAAAGAAGAAAAGUGAUCUGAGCCGUGCUGAGCUGAUGAUGAUGACCAUAGCGGACGUCAUUAAGCAGCUAGUGGACGCACAUGAGGAGGGCAAAGACAUCAACCUCAACAAAGUGAAGACGAAGACGUCUGCGAAGUACGGUCUGUCUGCGCAGCCACGCCUGGUGGACAUCAUCGCCGCGGUGCCCCCUCAGUACCGACGAGCUCUGGUGCCCAAACUGAAGGCCAAACCCAUCCGCACCGCCAGCGGGAUUGCAGUUGUCGCGGUGAUGUGUAAACCCCACAGGUGCCCUCACAUCAGCUUCACAGGAAACAUCUGUGUAUAUUGUCCAGGAGGUCCUGACUCAGAUUUUGAAUACUCCACUCAGUCAUACACCGGGUACGAGCCGACCUCCAUGAGAGCCAUCAGGGCGCGUUACGACCCCUACCUACAAACCAGACACCGAGUGGAACAGCUAAAGCAGCUGGGCCAUAGUGUUGACAAGGUGGAGUUCAUCGUGAUGGGCGGGACCUUCAUGGCGUUGGGGGAGGAGUAUAGAGAUUACUUCAUCAGGAACCUGCACGACGCCCUCUCAGGCCACACCUCCAAUAGUGUACAAGAGGCCGUCAGGUAUUCUGAGCGUAGCAACACCAAGUGUGUGGGCAUCACCAUAGAGACGCGUCCAGACUACUGUCUGAAGAGACACCUGAGCGACAUGUUGGGCUACGGCUGCACACGUCUGGAGAUCGGAGUGCAGAGCGUCUACGAGGACGUAGCACGAGAUACCAACAGGGGCCACACGGUGCGUGCGGUGUGCGAGUCGUUCCAGCUGGCUAAGGACGCCGGUUUCAAGGUCGUCUCACACAUGAUGCCCGACCUGCCCAACGUGGGCAUGGAGAGAGACGUGGAGCAGUUUAUAGAGUUCUUUGAGAACCCUGCGUUCCGUCCUGAUGGCCUGAAGCUCUACCCGACGCUGGUGAUCCGCGGUACGGGUCUGUAUGAGCUGUGGAAGACGGGCCGCUACAAGAGUUACUCGCCCAGCGCCCUGGUGGACCUUGUGGCCCGCAUCCUGGCCCUCGUGCCCCCCUGGACACGCGUCUACAGAGUACAGAGGUGCGUACAGGGUCUUACGAAUUAUGUUAUGAAAUAUGUUAUAAACAGUACCCCUCCUCCUCCUCUUCAGGGUUUUGGGAUGCUCCUGAUGGAGGAGGCGGAGAGGAUCUCCCGCGAGGAGCACGGCUCCAGCAAACUGGCUGUCAUCUCAGGGGUGGGAACAAGAAACUACUACCGCAAGAUGGGCUACGAGCGGGAGGGGCCUUACAUGGUCAAGAGGCUCGACUGACCGUACAAGAGGCUCGACUGACCGUACAAGAGACUCGACUGACCGUACAAGAGACUCGACUGACCGUACAAGAGACUCGACUGACCGUACAAGAGGCUCGACUGACCGUACAAGAGACUCGACUGACCGUACAAGAGACUCGACUGACCGUACAAGAGGCUCGACUGACCGUACAAGAGACACAGACUUUGCUCACAGCGGCAGCCACAAACAUAUUUAACAGGAACUGUUACUCUAUAUAACGGGACAUUAGUACUGUUUCUCUUUUUUGGCGUUGAGAGACUGAAGCAAAAGGAGUGACCUUUGGAGAAUGCAACACCUGUUUGAAUUGAGCUUCACACCUCUAUACAGUUGUGUGUGUGGACGCACGCGUGUGGGUGGACGUCUUGAGGACUUGCCAGGACACGUCAAGACACUCCUGAGGACCUUUGCAGACUUUUUGUUGUUGUUGUUUUUGCCGUUUUUCAGUUGCUUCAAUGCCAAUGCCAAUGCCAUGUUCCAAUUGGUGCCUUUCAUUUAAUAGCCUACUGUGGUGUGUUGAAAGUGUGUAUGUGUAACCACCACACAGACAAUAUAUUGCUGCCCAGUUGGUAAGGCCUCUGUGCUACUCUGUAUGGCAGGAGAGAUGAGUACUCUUGUCUUGCAGACAUCUGGAUACAGUAGCUGGACAUAAGAGAUGAGACCUCUUGGCCUCUAGUCAUCAGUAUAGAUGGACAUGGAAGAUGGAUAUUGUAUUGUAUUCAUCUGUACUGUUUACAGUAGAUGGAUAUUGGAGAUGGGAGAGGCCAUAGGGGAUAAUAUGAGGCUUCCGCACAUUAUAAACGCACAAAAAGACCUCUCUCUCUCUGCCUCUCU
Molecule: messenger RNA, 2522 nt
Organism: Engraulis encrasicolus (European anchovy)
Lineage: Eukaryota; Metazoa; Chordata; Actinopteri; Clupeiformes; Engraulidae
Gene: elp3
Product: elongator acetyltransferase complex subunit 3
Exons: 12
Coding region: 336-1667 (443 amino acids)
Biological process (GO): tRNA wobble base 5-methoxycarbonylmethyl-2-thiouridinylation
Cellular component (GO): nucleus; elongator holoenzyme complex; cytoplasm
Molecular function (GO): iron-sulfur cluster binding; catalytic activity
Source: RefSeq, a predicted model, not a curated record